CUUUCAGAGUAAGAUGUGUAAAUCACAGUUUUCAGUCAUUUUUUCUCAGUAACUGAAAGUGUUUCUUUGUAGCACUAACAAAACUGUAGGGGGUAAGAUUUAAACCUGCAGGAGACCUUGAUUUUUGACUUUUUCUGUAACUUUGUAAACUUUGCAGAUAAAGUAUCUCUUUGUGGCCUAAAACGGUUAACGUGCAGGAGAGAGUGAUGUAACUAGGUAYGGAAUGUCUCUGCAGCUUGAAUGCUAUAAACUAUAUCUCAUUGGAGGGUCUUUUGGACUCCGUGAAUUUGCUCAGAUAAGAUACGAUGUCCACAAACUACAUGGCAAGGUUGAUCCAGCUUUGAAAGAAAAAUUAAAACAGAACACUGUGACACUGGAAUCUGAAUAUGAGAAGCUGGAAAAAUCUAACUUGGAUAACUGGGAGAAUAUCAGAGGACCCAGUCUGUGGGAAGAUUCCAGGACUGUUCAAAAGCAACGGCGAGAAGCUCUCCGUCUCAAGACAGAGUGACUGAGCAAGCCUACUUUUGUGCCUCUGAAAAAGAAAAGAGUCUCGGGCUGGACUAUCCUACUUUUUAAUCCAGUGUCAGGAACAGACAUGGGAGCAGUUGCACUGAAAAUUCAGCUGGUGUAUAUAUAAGUAACUGUGAGAUCAGUCUAAAAGGCUCUGUAUUAUAUGAAGCUCUUUGUUUGCAUCCAUUUGCAUAGAGUACCACAGGCUGUAUAUCUGAAUUUUCAAUUAAAAAAAGCUGAUUAUUCUAAUGAGAAUAUCCCAUUGUUUUUCAGUCUCUAACAUUCAAAACUGCUUCAGCAAGGAAUAACAUGUCAAGAGUCACUUGUCAGUACCAGAAGUUGUCAUCCUAAUGAGAACAACAGUGCAGUCAUCUAGAUGUGUGUGACCAGAUAAAUGCUGCUUCAGGGAGCUCUUGCAUGACUUCAGGCUCUUUAGCUUGGAAGGGACUCCACAGGCAUAUGAGCUGUUCAGAACAGUGAGUCCAAUUUUGGCUAAAUAAUACUCUUGUGUUUCGUAUCCAGGGGCUUGACUGUAURAAGGUGUGUACUUAGUGUCAGCUGAUAAUUGGUCAAAAACAUUUGUUUAGCUGUGGUUAAAUUUCUGUGAUUAGUUUGUCAAUACCUCCAUACAGGCACCACCGCUGCACUGGAACUUCUCAUUUUCAAUUGAAAGAACUCUUCCUCACAAAGAGUUGUGCUGAUUCUCUGUGAGUAAAUAUUGUAGCAGAAUCUUCUUGAACCACUGUAUAGUGGCAAAGGUCAUCUUACAUGCAUUCAUGUACAUGUAAGAUUAAAUACAUGUAAUAAUAUGUAUUACAUAUGUGAUCUGUAUUACAUGCACAUGUAAUCUCCUGUGCAUGUGCACAAAAAAUUUUUAUGUUUCAAUCAAUUCUUCCGAAAUGCUUGUCUUUUYAUAUUUGUCUUUGGGUGCUAAAUAUUUGUUGUUAGAGAACAUUGAGCUAACAUUCAGGACCUUUCUGCUGAGAGAGUUCAAUGAAGAAGCAUCUACUCAAUUUUUCAAAUGAAAUUAUACUUUUAGUAAGGUAUUGCAACAGAUUUGUGAAACUCCUCAUCCGAGGAAUGGAGCAGUAGAGCACACAUUAACAGUAGAUUUUGGUUUCAAAGCUCUUGGUUACUCCCAUAUGUAAAUCCUUUUGGAACUGUCUUUGGGAAAGGUGUGGCCUUACUCCCCUCUGUAGGAUGUGUCAAAUGCAAUCUAAAUGUCCUUUUGGACACUUUUCUAGGGUAGCUUCCUUGCCCUCAUGUAAAUCUUYCCUCAGCACUUUAUUUUCUUUAGUCUUUCAGUGGUGAGGUCCAGGCUUUCUGUGAGAAAGAGAAAUUAAUAUUGAGUUUUAGGGAGUUAUGAAGGAAUUCAUAAAGCGUCACGUGAAAUAUCUUAAGKCAUGUUUUCUUCUGAUAGAGUUGUGAAAACCAUCAGAAAGUGGUGGAUGAAAUGCACCAAACUAAGUUGGAGCUGUGUGUUUGUGUAUCUCCCUGAUCAGUGUUCCCUGCUUCUAAAUCAAAGUAUGAACAAAUAAAACUAGCCAGGAGAGGAAUAAGAGGAACAGUACAAGAGUAGGUAAUAAUAAAUGCUAUACAGAAACCACUGAAAAAGUAGAAUGUARAGGCAUUAAGCUGUGCUAACCUAGAUGAGGAGGAAAUAGGUUUAUAUGUUUUGUCAUUAGGCAAAUAGAAUAUAAAUAUGACAACUAAGGAGUAAUUAAAACUGYAUAACUUGUUAAGCACUUUUUCAGCUCUUAAAUUCAAGUUUGGGUGCAUUUUCACUGAYUGCAAAAUUGGUCAUUCAAAGGACAUUAGAGCUUUGGCUACACUGACAGUGUUCUCUCUGUUAGGACUCCUGCAGCAUCACUACUACUGUUACGUGAGAGCUGGACCAUUGAAAAUGUAUCUUUACAUUCCCCAUUUGCAUGAACUUYGCAAAUUCUUUUUGAGAGGAUGCACAUCUUCCUUUUCCCUGUUUUGAUUGAAGGAAAUGGGAAGCUGCCAUUGCUUUGCAUAUGGAGAGGCGUGCUCAGCUCCCAGGCUUGCRCGGUGGCUCACAAUAUGGACCAGCACUGCUCCUGAAAUAAACACAUGGCUUUCUAAGAACAGCAUGUGUAGGAGAAGCAGCCCCUUCCCCCAGGGGAAGAAGCAAAGAUAUUUCUCUUGCAUUAAGCCCUUAAGCUUAUCAGUUUUCUUGAUGAACAAAAUGCUCACUGAAAUAUCUUGUGUAUUUUUAGUAAUUUGAUAUUCUGCAGAGACUGUUUUGGGAAUGGUCAUCUUAUUUCGGCAGGUUUGGAAUGUAGUUGUAAUUACUUAUAUGGAGCAUAUUUCUUAUGUCCUAAUUUAGGGCCCCUAAAUUUUUUCAAUUUUAGUUGAUUGUUGGCUGGUUGUGGGCCCCCCCUGCCCUUCCCUUUUUCUUAGACACUAAAUUCUGUCAUUUCUGAGGGCAUAUUUGUGACUACCUUUGAAGUGGCAUCUCUGGAAAAUGAUGGAUUUAUCUGAGCAUCUCUGAGAAACAAUGACAUGCAGUUACAAAACUUCCCAACUUGCCCUUGCUUUCAACUUCCAUUUUAGAAGACAGCCUACAUCCACUGAUUGGCCACUAAAAUAAAAAUCCACCAUGUUUUUUAAUGCUGACUUAUUUUAAUCAUUCUUUUUCAUGUUGACUCAUUUAUGAAUUAAAAAAAAAUCCCCGAACCAACAAUAGCUGGUACAGAAGCUGUACUUCUCAUAAAAUGUGAAGAGCCAUUUCAGCAAUUCAUCUUUAUUGCCAUGCACUUGAACAAUGACUUGAUGUUUUACGCUGUGCUUUUCUUACCCAUUGAAUUGGAAGUAAUACUUUUGAAAGGCAUGUUGACAGCCAAUUAAGUCUCUUAAGUUGUCAUGCAACCUAGAGUAGAAGGCACUCCAGAAAUGUGGAGAAUUGUAGUUCAUAAUAAUACUAGCAGGAGAGGCAAACUUCAAUUAGUUCAGAAUUCAUGCUUAGUUUGGCUGCUUAUUUGAGCUAUGGCUUGAAAGCCAGUUAGAGUGCUUCUGGUUAUCUCUAAGGCUCCUGGAGAAAAAUUCAUUCAACUCCUGAACUGUAAAUCUAAACAUCUGUGAGUGGAGGGGGUCAGAGKUAUCUCAAUACAAUUGUCAGUCUGAGAUAACAAUUGAUAUUUUUGCAUCCUCUUUGGUAACUGGCAUGUACAGGUCUGAGGGAAUGAAAACAAGGCUUUAGUGAGAGGUGUUCAGUAUUACAAAGAUAAAAGAGAGGACUGAAUAAGCCAGUUCUUUUAAUCAAUGUUGCUGAAAUUAGAAAUAAAAGAAGGAAGUCUGGCCAGGUGUCUCUAUGUAUGUGGGCUGAAAAAUCAGUUUCAAAAUCCCUGUUCUGACAGUAAAGGAGAAGGUGUUUGUCUGUGAAAGAAACUAUAGCAAGGUUGGUCUUAGGGAUCUUCUAUAACAAGUAGGACAUAGAAUUGGAGGAAAUCUGGGGCACCUGUCUCCAGGGAUAGGGAGAGGUCAGCACAGCACCACAGAUACGUGCUUGUCUGCCUGGAUGGUUCCCAGUGGCAGCUGUCUGCAGCUCAGAAUGCUGACCAGACCUCUGUGUGAAAUCUGCCCCGUGGAUCCUGCUUAUUGAGUGUAGUUUUCCUACAGCACUUUGAAUGUGCAGACACGUGGGGAACCUAAAAGGUUCAAUAUCUCAACUCAGCUGUAACAGAUGAAGGAGAGCCUUAGCAAAAGCUGUAGCUACCAUGCUGCAAGAAGUUUUUAAAACUACUGAAUAGCACAGCAGUUGAAAUUCAAAGUUCCUAAAUACAUCUGGAUGAGCAGUUAGAUGUUAAAAACUUCUARGAAUCAGAAUGCAGAGAAUAAUCUUGCUCAUAGUGAUCUUCCACGGUCUUGAAAAAGGGUCCAGCUACCCAAAAAAAGAUAGGUUGUGAUGUAAUAAGAUAUGAGUGAUGGUACUUUUAGACCAGAAUACAGAAUGCAGAAACUUCUGAAAAGCAACUCAAUCGAUCCCAUCAUCAGCUGAGGACCAGUCCCAAAAAGCAGAGGAAAAAAUCCAUUUCUUCACAGAAAGCAGCAACUUAGAUUUAAAGGUCAGUGUUCAUUGGAUAUUUUACAUGGCACUUSGUGUUUCAGUAUGAUUGCUUGUGUCUAGAAACUCAAAACAGUAGGUUUCACCUURUGAAAUAACUACACAGACCCUUGUACUUGGUGAUCUUGGAUUUGCUCUGAGUUGCUAUGUUUGCCUUUCCAGCUUGAAUCCAGGGCAAGUUUCAUUUUUUAUUCUGUAUUUUCCAGAGGCACUUAUUUCUGCAAGAAAUGGAAAAGCCUGAUACUAUCCUUUGCUACUAAUUA
This is a messenger RNA of Malurus melanocephalus (red-backed fairy wren), 4860 nucleotides long. Its product is annotated as cytochrome c oxidase assembly protein COX16 homolog, mitochondrial. Lineage: Eukaryota; Metazoa; Chordata; Aves; Passeriformes; Maluridae. Bases 224 to 508 code for a protein of 94 amino acids. The record is from RefSeq and is a predicted model, not a curated record. Gene Ontology annotation, biological process: mitochondrial respiratory chain complex IV assembly. The transcript has 4 exons. Gene Ontology annotation, cellular component: mitochondrial inner membrane.